UACGGUCCGACAUGAGACAACCUCAGUGCAGUGACAGCGCUAAAAAGCGCUAAGCCUGAACAGACCUUCUAAUUACAUGAAAAUGUUCCUCAGCCUAUCGUGUAUUUAUGAUGAUCUCGUCUUUUUUCCCAAGUCGAGUUAUUGGUUUUACAAAAACCCAUAGGGUUUUCGAGGUAAUUCGCGUUUUUCUCCCCCAUAAGAGCACUUUUUCCAUAACAUAAAGUCAUAUUCGAAAUCACCGUGAAAAACUACGUCGAAUGAUACAUAGCUUUUUAAUUUUUCUGCAGAAAUAUUUUCGGUCAAACUGAAUUCUACAGUUGAAAGCCUGUCCGCAGCAAAUUUUGCUUAGGAAGUUGGAUAUUUAUUUUAGCAAUAGUGCGCAAGUGUAUAAACACAUUUUUUAUAGGUUUUCGAAUAUGAUCUCUCCAAUAGUGAGGUUUUCGAAAUGUAAGGUUUUCCAGAGAUCUGGUCUCUAGAAAACCCACAAGGAAUUACUUCUGAGUUCUGAAAAUCUCAUCAUUAGAAAGAGCAUAUUCGAAAACCAAUAGAAAAACAUGUUUAUAGGCUUUCAUAUCAGUUCUACAGCAUAUGUUCGCCUGCUCUAUAGAAAAAUGCCCACUGAGCGCCCCUCCCUCCUCUCCCAGAAUAGAAGGCCAUGGCCUUCUACUAUGGUUUUGCACAUGGUGUUAUACGACUUCUGUAAUCAUGUUUUCUGUUAGAUAUUCGUUAAGCAUUAGAAAUUGUUAUAUAUCGUUUAGAAAAUGGCAAACGUCUUGCCUCUGUUGGUCUGGAUGAUUAUCGUACAAUUGUUAUUUGGAACUGGAAAAAAGGUGAUAAAUUAGCUUCACAAAGAGGACACAAUGAUAAAAUAUUUUGUUUACGAUGGAAUCCAUAUGAUGAUGAUAAAUUUGUGACUGUUGGAAUUAAACAUAUUAAAUUUUGGCAGCAAGCUGGUGGAGGAAUGACAAGUAAACAGGGAGUUUUUGGAACUAAAAAUAAAAAAGAAAAUCAAAUGUGUAUAGUAUAUGGAAAAUCAGUUGAAACGUGUAUCACGGGAGGUGGCGAUGGUUCAAUUUAUAUUUGGACAAAUUCAACUUUGGGUAAAGUUAUAAAAGACGCACACAAAGGUCCAGUGUUUGCAAUAACAGCCGUUCAAGAUAAAGGUUAUGCAACUGGUGGCAAAGAUGGACGUAUAAUACUAUGGGAUCCAGAAUUUCAAAAAAAUAUCAAAACAUACGAGUUAAUAAAAAAAAAUAUAUUACCUGAUUCGAAAGGAACAAUAAUAGAAGAGUAUCCAGCUGUUCGAGCUGUUACAUUAACAAGACGAAUUGUUGUUGGUACAAAAAAUGGUGAAAUAUUAGAAAUUGAAAAAGAUGGUAAAAUAAAAGUGCCUGUUGAAGGUCACGCUGAAGGUGAAAUGUGGGGCUUAGCAUGUCAUCCAUCUAAACAUGAAUUUUGUACCGUCAGUGAUGAUAAAACCGUUCGAGUAUGGUCAAUCAAAGAUAGAAAAAUGUUACGUUUUAAAUCAUUUCCUAAAUUAUUGCGUACAUGUGAAUAUUCACAAGAUGGAAAAGCAAUUGCCGUUGGAACGAAAGACGGUCAAUUUAUUAUUUUAAAUUCAAGUGAUCUCAGCAAUCUUAUUCCAGAAUUUAUUGCUCAUAGACAUCAAGAAAUGUCCGAUAUAAAAUACUCACCAGACGGUCAUUAUUUAGCUGUGGGUACUCACGAUAAUUUUGUUGACAUCUACAAUGUUGCAACUAGUAAACGAGUUGGAAUAUGCAAGGCAAAUUCAAGUUAUAUUACACAUAUCGAUUGGGAUCAAGAUAGUAAACUAAUAAUGACUAAUUCUGGUGCAAAGGAGCAAUUGUUUUAUGAAGCUCCACGUGGUACUCGUAUUACAUCAAUUAAAACAACGGAUGUUGAAAAAAUGAAUUGGUAUACGUGGACCGGUGUACUUGGUCUUGUAUGUGAUGGUAUUUGGCCACCAUAUACAGAUAUAACAGAUGUAAACUCGACACAUUUGUCAAAAAGUAAAAAAAUUUUAGCUACGGGUGAUGACUUUGGCUUAGUUAAAUUAUUUGAUUGGCCAGCAAAAGGCAAAUUUGCUAAAUUUAAAAAAUAUGUGGGACAUAGUGCUCAUGUGACACGAGUACGCUGGACAUUCGAUGAUGGUUAUCUAAUUUCAAUCGGUGGGCGAGAUGUAGCAACACUUGUAUGGAAACAUGGGCAAAAAAAUACUGGUCCAGGAGAAUCUGAUGAUUCGGAUAAUACAGAUUCCGAAGAAGAAGGAUACGAUAGUGACGUUGAACAUGAUCGUAAAAUGAAUUAUAAUACUCGUAUUCUUAUUGAAUCUACUCGUACAAAAGACGAAAAACAUAUAUCUCGACCUACAACAACGAAUCAAAAACCAAUAUCCCAACAUGAUAUGGCAAAAGUACGGCUACGUGUAAAAGGUCCAUCCAACGUUGAACAAGAUGUUGAUUUGCAACUUGUUAUGCUUGCAGCUAUGAAGUCUGGUUUGAGUUUUGGAAAAUCGACCGCACCUAAACCCAAAACAACUGCAGAAGAGAAUCAGGGUGUACGAAAACCAAAAGGACGUGUAGUAGUACGUAUUAAAGAUCUUCGUCUUGAUCAUAUUCAUGGUUAUCGUGGAUUCGAUUGUCGAGAUAAUUUAUUUUAUUUGGCUGAUGGUGAAUCAAUUGUUUAUCCAGCCGCAGGUACUCAACGAUUUUAUACAUCGCAUACAGACGAUAUCAUAUCAAUGGCGAUAUAUAAUAGUGAUAGUCUUAAAAAUAUUGUGGCGAGUGGUCAAAUUGGUGAAAAUCCAACAAUACACGUUUGGGAUGCUCAAACUCAAAAAACACGUUCAGUACUUAGUGGAUGUCAUAAAAAAGGCGUAUGUUCACUGAGCUUUUCAUCCAGUGGAAAAUUUUUGGUAUCAGUUGGGGUUGAUGCACCAUUUACUAUAGCUGUGUGGAGAUGGCAAGAAGGAAUAAAUAUCGCGCAUACUGUUGGUAGUACAGCACGUAUAUUUCGUGCUCUAUUUCGACCUGAUUCUGAUACAUACUUUGUAUCGGUUGGUGUUAAACAUCUAAAAUUUUGGUCUCUUGCUGGUAAUACAUUGGUUGAGAAAAAAGCUGUACUAACCGUACAAGGAAGUGGAAAGAAAAGUUCAAAAAUGCAAACAAUGUUAUCAAUUGCUUUUGGACCGAAUGAUCGAACAUAUACGGGUAGUAUGACUGGUUUAGUAUUUAUUUGGAAUAUUAAUACCCUUGAACGAACAGUCGAAGCACAUCAUGGUCCAAUAUUUUCAAUGUUUACAUCUGAUAAGUGUAUUGUGACUGGUGCAAAAGAAAAACGUUCAAAAAAUUCGAAUACAAAAUUGAUACCAGUUAAAGUAUGGGAUUUCGAGAUGAAAAAUGGAAAACCGAUUUCAUUUGAUACAAUGAAUACCGAUUCAAUUUGUGUACGAUCUGUUUGCAGAAAUCCACAAGGUAAACUACUGAUUGGUUUAAAAACAAGUGAUAUUGUCGAAUUAAAUGAAAAUAAUUCACAACUUACUGGUUCGCUGGUAUUUGGUCAUGGUGAAGGUCAAUUAUGGGCACUCUCAUCUCAUCCAACGGAACAAAUAUUUGUCACAGGAAGUUUUGAUCAUAAUGUAGCUGUUUGGGAUAUUGGUAAUAAGGUAACCCUUAUUGUUAAACGUGAUUUGGGUAAAGAAAUUCGAAGUGUAUCAUUCAAUAGAGAUGGUACGGUAAUUGCUGUUGGUUUUACAGAUGGUCAAAUAAGUCUACUUCGAUUUUCUGACAAUAAAGAAUUGACAGAGAUAAUUAAAACACGUGAACGAAAUGCUCCUAUCACUGAUGUCCGAUUUAGUCCUGAUCGUAAAUUAUUAUGUGCUUCAUCUAAUAAUUGUUGUAUUGAUAUAUUUGAUAUUCAAAAUAAUCAACUAAAUAGAAUAGGCUAUAUAACACAUAUCGAUGAUUUUGUCACACAAAUGGACUGGGCAACCAAUAGUAAAUAUAUCAGAGCAAGUACAGCGGGUUAUCAUGCUAUUGUUUAUCGUAUACCAAGUGGAGAAGAAGUAGAAAAAAAAGAAGAACUUGAAAAAAUUGUAUGGGAUACAUGGACUAGUACAAUUGGUGCUGAUGCUGUUGGAAUAUGGCCAAAAGGUGUAAAAAAAGAUCAUGUAAAUUGUGCUCAUGCUACAGCAUCAACAAUUGUAACUGGAGAUGAUGCAGGUGCUGUUAAACUUUUUAAAUUUCCAUGUCCUGAAGCAGAGGCUGAAUGUAAAACAUACCAUGGUCAUUCUGAUAAUGUAACAAAUGUACGAUUUUUAGCAAAUGAAACAUAUCUAGUCACUCUUGGUGGAGAUGAUUGUUGUACUGAACCCCUUCAGAGUUGGUCAACAUCGAUUACACGUCCAAAAUCGAGUUUACCAUCAAAAGAUGCCUUUGAUAUGUUUCAAGCCGGAAUGAAACAUAAAAAAUCGACUCAAUCAGAUAUUCAACAUAAUCGAAUACCAAUAUCAUAUCAAAAUAAUUUAACAAAACAACAAAAAAUAAUUUUAAAUUCAAUUCAUCAUACAUCACCAAUAUUAGAUUUUCCUCCAAAUGAUGGAUAUGUUUCUCAUAUCAAUUCUCUUCGAAGUUCACCAAUACCUCGUUUAAGAUCUGGCUAUAUUCGAUCUAAUUCUCGAUUCAAAACGACUAAAUCUCAGACAUCAUCAACUUCAUCUACUACACAGUCAAAUAUUAUCUCAUUUCCAAGUUUAGAAUCAGUUCCGUUUUAUCAAAAUCCAUCUGUAUUAAAUAAAAAAAAACAAUUAACAACGACUAAUACAAUUAAAAAUCGUCAUCAACGUCAGCAAGAAACGAAAGUGAAUGAAUCAAAAAAAGUUCAACAAACAUUAGUUGAAAAAUAUUCAAAUUCUGAUAAAUGGUAUGAACUUCGACAAUCAUUAAUUGAACUAAAACGGUUAGCUUCAAGUCAAAAUAUUUUAAUUGAUCCUACUAUGUCUCUUUUCAACUGUGAUGGAUAUUCAUUUUCAUCAUUGAAAUUCAUCAUGGAUCAAGAACAGCAACAACAACUUAAGAAUCGAGAUCAAACAUCUGACUGUGGUACAUCCAGCUCUGUAGUCAAUUCUGUUCUUUCAAAUGAUUCUCCAUCGGAGCUCGAUGCGGAAUCUUCUCUACAUAUGUCAUCUGGUAGAUUUCGUGACAAGAACAAAACAUCGGCAAGUAUCACCUUUCAACGUCCCGCUUUUGAACCAUUACAAAUCGGACAAAAACCUAUUUAUACAACUGUUUCUAAAAGACCACCAAAAAGAUUUCAACGUCCAUUGACAGCUGCUGUGAUGACUAGACGAAAAACGUCUACUCCUACUCCACCAUUAGUGAAUAAUCGUGAUUAUCUUAUUGUUUCUGAUUUAUCUCACACAAGUACAAGAGAUGAUAAAUUAGUGACACCAGCGCCAACAAUGGAAUUGCCUAAAGUUGUUGUUAUUGAUGAAGAAAAUGAUGAUGUUAAAUCAUUGACAACUACAAAUCCCAUAAUACCACCACCAGUUAUACGUCCUCCAUCCGCUUCCUCAACAGCAUUAAUGUUAAAAUUAAAAUCAACACCACGUUGUCGUAGUGCUUGUACAACACCGACACAUACAAACGGUAUUAUUGAAAUAUCAAAACUUAAUAAUAAAAUUAAAUAUAGAUUUAUAUUAAUAACAGAUGAAGAACAUCGAAUUGAAAGUUGGUAUUAUCAAUAUCCAUUUAUGUCAAGUGAUGAUCUAUUAUUGUGUUGUAGUAAUAAUGAACAGAAACAAAAAAAUGCUAAUAAUACAAUAGCAGCCUAUUUUAUUGGUGAUGAAACACAAAAACGUAAUUAUUUGAAUUCAAAUGAUAAACUCUAUCUUAGUGGUAAACCAUUUCAUAUUGUUAAUGACUGGAAAAAAUAUGAUCUUAUAUUUAUAUCGAAUAAUGUUUAUGAUCAAAUAAUGAAAUAUUUAGCAAGUAUUCUACGUGAAAAAAGAAUAUUUCAAGUUAAUCAUGAUGAUGAUCUUAAAUUACAAAUAAAAACUAUAUGUAGAAAUUUACAAAACUCAAUUGUUCUAUAA
Messenger RNA from Didymodactylos carnosus, 6112 nucleotides. Lineage: Eukaryota; Metazoa; Rotifera; Eurotatoria; Philodinida; Philodinidae. The record is from the annotation of a GenBank genome assembly.